CCCUUUCCAAUAAUGUACUCCUUACUCUUUGGCAAGGUACGCCUUCCCCUUUGGCAAGGUACCCCUUCAUUAGAGAUCCGAAAGAGAAAAAAGUAAAUUAUUUCGGAUACUCAAGUCUGAGUACAUAAGACAGUUUUUAUAAUAAGAAAGACAAGUUACGGGAAAUGGAAUCUUUUUCGUUAUCUGAGAGUUUGCUCUGCGGAAGAUAACUGCACCCCAAGGCACUGCCAGGAGAUCUAUAUUUCUGUUCCUGACAUCUGUAGGUACCACUGCCACUGCCAAUGGUGAUGAGGAUAAGUGGUGGGAAAAUGAACUGGGAGGUGAUAUAUCUUCCUUGACAGAUUUAAAGAACUGCCACAGGCAGCCCCAAGGCAAGUGCUGACUGAGGACAUUCUGGCGCCUGUGUCGGGUCACUCUGGCAUCGGCAGGCAAAGCUGUUAGAAGCAGGGGGCGAUGCAAUAACUCUGUGGUUUAAAUCUCUGCUUAGAUCCUUUUUCUGAGGGGCUGAACUGGAGGUUGUACUACAAAUUCUGAAAUAUCCAUUAUUGUUGGUAAGUUAGUAUCUGCCUUGUCCUUGUGUUAUUACCGUGGAGAUCCAGUAUUCAUUACUCCAUGCCCAGGAUCCAAAGAUAUGCCCACAUAAACAUUUGAAUAUGGUUGUCCUAAGAUUUCAAGGUUUGCUCCCCAUCCUCGAAGCCCCUGCAUUCACCCAAGGUGUAGUGGUGGAUGUGGGCUGAGUCAAUCUUAAUAUUGAUCACAAGGGGAGAAUCUGACCUGAGUUACUGCUCUGGCAAAGACAAACAGGCACAAAUGCAAUAUGGCGAAGGACCAUGGCUGCUCCCUAGGGAGCCUCCCGGGGAGCCUGGAGGAGCUGUGCUUACUGCUUCUGGAGAGCCAAGCUGGGGACAUUCAAAGGGAGGAAGUGUGCUCAAAGGCAGCCCUUGCACCCAGUGACUUUUCUCACUUUGUUUGUCUAAAUAUAAAUGUGCUUUUUGGUUAUAAAACAGCUAACCGUUUUGCUUUUCUUUUGUGCUUCUGUCGGGUCCAGGACUUUAUAAGGAUUUGACCUUACUCAAAAUGUGCAAAGAAGAAUGAUGGAAGCCCCUGAAUACCUUGAUUUGGAUGAAAUUGACUUCAGUGAUGACAUCUCUUAUUCAGUCACGUCACUCAAGACCAUCCCGGAACUGUGCCGAAGAUGUGAUUCGCAAAACGAAGACAGAUCAGUUUCUAGCUCUAGCUGGAAUUGCAGUGUCUCAACUCUUAUUACAAACACACAGAAGCCCACGGGAAUCGCCGAUGUAUACAGUAAGUUCCGCCCAGUGAAGCGAGUGUCCCCACUGAAACAUCAGCCAGAGACUCUGGAGAACAAUGAAAGCGAUGACCAAAAGAACCAGAAGGCAGAGUACCAGAAAGGGGGUGAUUCUGACCCAGGCCCCCAACCUGAGGAGCUCAGCCCCAGAGAUGGAGAGAGCAGCCCUCAAAGUAAGAGCACGGAGCCCAGCCCCUUGCUGGGCGAACUGGAGCAUUAUGACCUCGACAUGGAUGAGAUUCUGGAUGUGCCUUACAUUAAAUCCAGUCAACAGCUUGCCUCUUUUGCCAAGGUGACUUCAGAAAAAAGAAUUUUGGGUUUAUGCACAAGCAUCAAUGGCCUUUCUAGCAAAGCCUGUUCUACAGGAAAUGCUGAGAACUCACUGUCCAACAUGACACCAUUUUGUGUUCUCUCUCCUGUGAAAAGCCCUCACUUGAGAAAAACAUCCUCUGUCGUCCGUGACCAGCAGAAGCUCUCCACUGAAGAAUCCGAGAGUUCUCCUCCUCUGGUUAAAUGUGGCUCUGCAUAUGAGCCUGAAAACCAGAGUAAGGACUUCCCAAAUAAGACCUUUAGUGAGCCUCAUGGUCGGAAAGUUGACAAGGCAAUGCCAGACUGCCAGCUCAGGGCCUUCCAUCUGCAGUCCUCAGCACCAGACCCCAAACUAGAGGAGCAGAUCGGUGGCAUGAACUGGACCAGCUCCCAAGGCCCAGAAGAAAGGAGUGAGUACCUGAAAAAAGUAAAAAGCAUCCUGAACAUCGUUAAAGAAGGGCAAAUAUCUCUCCUGCCACACCUAGCCGCCGACAAUCUAGACAAAAUUCAUGAUGAAAGCGGAAACAAUCUCUUACACGUUGCCGCAGCGCAGGGACAUGCAGAAUGUCUGCAGCAUCUCACGUCUUUGAUGGGAGAAGAUUGCCUCAACGAGCGAAAUGUGGAGAAGCUGACUCCAGCGGGCCUGGCCAUCAAGAAUGGUCAAUUGGAGUGCGUACGCUGGAUGGUGAGUGAAACAGAAGCCAUUGCUGAAUUGAGUUGUUCUAAGGAUUAUCCAAGCCUUAUUCAUUACGCAGGUUGCUUUGGCCAGGAAAAGAUUCUGCUGUGGCUUCUUCAGUUCAUGCAAGAGCAGGGCAUCUCACUGGAUGAAGUAGACCAGGAAGGCAACAGUGCCGUUCAUGUGGCUUCCCAGCAUGGCUACCUCGGGUGCAUACAGACCCUGGUUGAAUAUGGAGCAAAUGUCACCAUGCAGAACCACGCGGGGGAAAAGCCCUCCCAGAGCGCUGAGCGCCACGGACACACCCUGUGCUCCCGGUACCUGGUGGUGGUGGAGACCUGCAUGUCGCUGGCCUCCCAGGUGGUGAAGCUAACCAAGCAGCUGAAGGAACAGACAAUGCAACGUGUCACACUGCAGAACCAGCUCCAACAACUUCUGGAAGCCCAGAAAUCAGAGGGCAAAUCUCUCCUUUCUUCGCCCAGUUCACCAUCCUCCCCAGCUUCCAGAAAGUCCCAGUGGAAAUCCCCAGAUGAAGAUCAUGAGCCUAUAGGCAAAAGCAAACCAGGAAUCCAAGAGGGGAUUCAAGUUCUUGGAAGCCUGUCCGUGUCCAGCCGGGCUAGGGCCAAAGCUAAAGACGAAGAUGCGGAUAAAAUCCUACGCCAGUUAUUAGGAAAAGAUAUUUCAGAGAAUGUCUGCACCCAGGAAAAGCUGUCCUUGGAAUUCCAGGAUGCUCAGGCUUCUUCUAGAAAUUCAAAAAAGACCCCACUGGAGAAGAGGGAACUGAAGUUAGCCAGGCUGAAGCAGCUGAUGCAGCGGCCACUGAGUGAGCCUGACCCAGACUCCAACAACGCUGAGGACCCCAAGGGCACGCCUGUGAGAAAGGCUGACAGGCCCAGACCACAGCCUGUCGUGGAAAGCGUGGAGAGUAUGGACAGCGCAGAGAGCUUACACCUGAUGAUAAAGAAACACAGCUUGGCAUCAGGACGCAGGUUUCCUUUUAGUAUCAAGGCCUCCAAAUCUCUGGAGGGCCACAGCCCGUCCCCCACCUCAGAGAGCAGCGAGCCAGACUUGGAAUCCCAGGGUCCAGGCUCAGGAACCGCGCCCCCAAGCCAGCCCUCUGGAGAACCCCCUCAGCCCAGCCCUGACAGCACAGCUGCCCAGAAGGUGGCCACGAGUCCCAAGAGCGCCCUCAAGUCCCCAUCUUCCAAGCGCCGAACGUCGCAGAACUUGAAACUCAGAGUUACCUUUGAGGAGCCUGUGGUGCAGAUGGAGCAAACAAGCCUUGAACUAAACGGAGAGAAGGACCGAGAUAAGGGCAGAACCCUCCAGCGGACCUCCGCGAGCAGUGAACCAGGGGAUCAACUGAAAAGGCCUUUUGGAACCUUCCGAUCCAUCAUGGAGACGCUAAGUGGCAACCAGAACAAUAAUAAUAACUAUCAGGCAUCCAACCAGCUGAAGACCUCCACUCUGCCCUUAACCUCACUUGGGAGGAAGACCACAGACGGUAAGGGAAAUCCAGGGAGCUCUGCUAGCAAAGGAAAGAAUAAGGCGGCAUAAUGACAUCAAUAGAAAAAUGAAGAAAUCCUACAGCAUAAAGCACGUCGCUGAGCUAGAGUCAAAAGAAUUCUUCUUAUAAAUCACUUGUUUAUUAUCUCUCAUUGCUGCCCUUUGGAUACCAUUGGAAAUGCCUGGACUGUCCUCUGUGGAAAUAGAAUCAUGAGAACAGUGCCUCACCAGCAGAAGAAUAGACUAUCGGGAUGCCUUAAAUUUAUAGCACUAGAGUAUAUAAGACACAUUUUUGGGUGAUAUUUGUAUAUAUAACUUGUUUUUAAAGAGAUGCUGUUUAAAAGCAUGGUUGGGCAAAUGUAUGUUUUUUAAGAUUGAUUCAACCUCCCCACAGGACAUUCACCAAGCCACUGUCACCGUUUUAUAUUUCAUCAACUGCAUGGGUGUUUGCUGAUGUUGGUUGAACUUCCCUUUCCCCAUAACAUGGGCAGUUUGGGCUCAGCUUCUCAAUGAGACCAGGUCAGUGCUAUUGUUUUCUGUUAAGAGUGUUUUUUUCUGUCAUUUCUACUUUUUGUGUAAAGGAAAUAAAACAAUGUUAACAGCCACGUAUAAGCUUGGGGCACUUACCUUCUAAUAAAUCUGUGAUGUUCUAAUUUCUAAGGGGCUUUAAGAGUAUUUUGACGGCUGAUAUUUUAUUUCAGGAACAAACUGCCCAGUUGAGCUGCUUUCCCAUAGGGGUCAAAUAAAACAUUCUCGUUUUCACGAAGUGCUAGAGGAUCAGACAAGUAUAUAAAGUCAGUCAGUUCCUUCUGUCUUCUCAGAUCGCAGUGUUGACAUGAGAAAAUACUAAUGACAGCUAAGGAUUUAGCCCCUUUCCUGGGUCACUUUUUUCUGCCUCUAACACAUGACGAGGCCUGUCUAAUUCCUUUAGGAGACAGUGUGGAGCCUGAGUUCAUAACAGCUCUAUUGUUGAUGCAGCUCUUUGAAUCCAUGUAAGAGUAAGUUCCAGAUGGUUUUGU
This is a messenger RNA of Delphinapterus leucas (beluga whale), 4819 nucleotides long. The record is from RefSeq and is a predicted model, not a curated record. Lineage: Eukaryota; Metazoa; Chordata; Mammalia; Artiodactyla; Monodontidae.